AUGGCAACUCCCCCCACCCCUGUGGUGUCGACCAAUGGGGGCGCUUGGCGGGCACCUCCCCUCCCGGCCGGUACACGCGGUGCUGCCGACGCUCAGUCGCUCGAGCCGGCACCCCCAGUACAGACGUAUAGCUCUCGUCGUCUUAUUUUUGUAGUGUUAAGUUUUUACGGACAUCAGCUCGGACAGUGCUUCAGUGAGAUGCCGGGGAGUAUGUUUUGCGAGAUGGACCGUGGUUCGGGAGGUUUCGAAGAGCAGCGGGCUCUACAGUUGGCGUUCGAACUUUCCAUGUUGAGUACUGGAGGAUUCAGUGAUUCUUCGUCGCCUCCUGCUACAUCGGUUGAACAAGACGCCCCUGUACUUCCUACACCCUUCAUCGUGCCCGAGGAGUCGCGCAACAAGAAGUCGCAGAACAUGACCGAGUGUGUGCCCGUGCCUAGCUCCGAGCACGUUGCCGAGAUCGUGGGAAGACAAGGAUGCAAGAUCAAGGCGCUGCGGGCCAAGACGAACACUUACAUCAAGACACCGGUGCGAGGAGAGGAGCCAGUCUUUGUGGUCACCGGGAGAAAGGAAGACGUCGCCAAAGCUAAGAGAGAGAUACUGUCAGCCGCCGAACACUUCAGCCAGAUCAGAGCCUCCAGGAAGAACAAUCUGUCAGGAUCAGGCUCCCUGUCUCCUCCAGGACCUCCAGCUAACGUUCCCGGUCACGUGACUAUCCAGGUCCGAGUACCCUACAGAGUUGUGGGACUCGUGGUCGGACCCAAGGGGGCGACGAUCAAGCGUAUCCAACACCAGACGCACACCUACAUAGUGACGCCCUCCAGAGACAAGGAGCCGGUGUUCGACGUGACAGGCCUGCCAGAGAGUGUGGAGGCGGCCAAGAGAGAGAUUGAGGCUCACAUCGCAGUCAGGACAGGAGCCGGUAGUAUGCCCGACUCUCUGUUCCAAGACACGCUGUUCAACCCCGACAGCAGCACCCUGCUCAACUCCGUGUACAAGUCCGGCUUCUCCAGUCUGUUCGGCUACGGUCUGGACAGUGACACCGUGGUGUUCCCCUCGACACUCAGCGGCAGCUCAGGUUGUAGCUCCGCGUCCUCAAGCUCCUCAGCAUCCGGUACCACCGGUCUGGCGGACCUCGGCUCCAUCUGGGGCACCAGCCUCGACAGGGACGAGGGUCUCGGAGACUCCCCAUCCUUUGACACGGCGACAGCUUCCUCCAGCAUCUGGUCGUUCAGCGCCAGGCCUUCGCCCCCGCACUCCGCCUCCCCUACUGACUCUCUGAUCGGCAAACACCGCGACUGCCACGUCUGCGGUAUCGGCGAGGUAACCGCCGCUCUGGUACCCUGCGGUCACAACCUCUUCUGCUACGACUGCGCCACCCGCCUCACGACGGGCCCGGACUCCACCUGCCCCGUGUGUCACCAGACGGUACUUCAGGCCAUUCGCAUCCUCAACUCCUCCUAAGCUACCCGCCCGCCGCCAAACAGAGUUUAUUGUAUAUUAUGUUAUUUUAUGUUAACGUUUUCAGUUGUUUUUAUUACGUUGAGUCGAGUGUACGAGUUGUUUUCCUAUUUUGAUCUCUGUUUUAGACCCUGUGUACCGGACGGUCGCCUGACCGGGUCCUGCGAGGCCCUUGGACACUCUCGGUGCUUCAGUCUGUAUGAGAGGCUGAUAUAAGUAAUACUGUAAUAUGUAGAGUAUCCGCUCUCUGUGCGAGGGUGGGUGGGGACCGGCACCAGGCUGUGAUUUCUAAACUGCCACUUCGGACCUCUGCGGUUCCAAGGUUUUAAUAAGAGCAAAUGCAAUCCUUUUUAUACGGACGUUUCAUUAAGCAUUCCUCGUGUUAUAGACUGCUGUUAGUCAGGACAUAUCCCUCUAUAGUUUCGUUUCGUUGUUGUGAUAUGGUAGCCAUAAGUUAAAGGACCUUUUGUAUAUUUAGAUGUGUUCUGCCUAGGCAGGUUUUAUACGAUAGAUUAGUCCCCGGGUGUAUCCUGGCUCGUUAUUGUAGUCGCGACUUUGUUUUCCGCUUCUCCAUGUAGCUGUUUGUUUCGUUAUCGUCUGCUUGCGGUUCGGCGGCUCCUGUCAAGUAUCGGGGCGUCUCACCCGGGUCUUAGCUCCAAGCGGUUCCCUCGUCAUUUGCACAAUUGUUGCACAACUCAAAUCUCACUGAUUCCCAGUCGAUCAUAUCGAUUGUCCCACAACGAAGACAUUGCCCCAGAUUGAUGUACAGUACGACACGUGUCCCCGGUGAUAGUCAAGUGUCUGUGUCUAGUGUUCAGUAUAUACAGGGUGAGACGUCCCACCGCCGGCCGCGUAGUUAGGUAGACUCCAAUGCCAGAAACUUCGCCCCGGUGCCCCACCCUCCGCCGCGUUUUUGCCUCUUUAUAUAAACAAAGAUCAUAUUUUUUCCAGUAUUUGUUUACUUUUUAUAUAAAGAAAAAUAAUUAAUUAUUGAUAAUAUUAUAAAUGUUCUAUAUCUAUGUAAUAUUAGUGUUAAGCCGCCCUUUCCAGGGUCUCGUCAUAGUUGAAUUUUGUUUUCACUUUAAAGACUAUUUCGAAUCAUUAAAGUUCGAUGAUCUGUAUAUUUUUGUUGUAUUUCUUAUUUUAGGAAAAGUUUUAUUAUAGUAGACUUAAGCGUUUUACAUAUUUACUUUCUUAUAUAUUUUGUUUUCUAGUUUUGAUAAACGAAAGUUUCUUAGAAUUUAUUUUUUUAUCUCGAUAGGCGAUAGGUUUAGUUGUGUUGUUGACCUUUUGUUCCGUUUGGCGCGCCCUCUGCGUGUAUAGCUCUAUCUUUGUUUACGCCACAAAUGCACAAUUCGAGUGGAGAGUAUUAGUAAUAAAACUCGAUAGUCUUUUUUUCUAUUUUAUUACGAUCCUAUUAUAUAUUAUACGAUACUAUAUGAUAUAAGUAGAUGUAAAUUAAAAAUAUAUAAAAUAUUUAGAGAAACGACGAAGCUAUUUUUUCUGUUAGAACGCUCAUGUUGGCCCUGAAAGAGUUGCCCGGAAUGUCUGUAGGUUUCCGACUCGAAUUCGGUCUUCCUGUUUCUUUUUAAGUUUCAAACUUUUAUCGGUACUGUAUGAUGAAAUUCGCUGUUUGGUUGUUCAUGUUAUUAUAUCUCGGCACUCAAAGUGUAGCGUAGAUGUGCAUGGCUUGUCGUUGCGGGAGGCCCCCCACAUCCCCCUGUCCUCUCUCUCUCUCUCUCUCCCACCCCUCAGAUCACAACCCCCCCCCCUACCCUUCACAACAGUGGGGUGGCCUCCGCGGUGGUUCAGUAGAGAUGUAAAGCAAUCUUUUCACAAUAACGUUGUGUUGACGUUGUGUUUUUGUCGCAAUACAGUAUCCAUUUGUCGGUGUCGCAUGUAAAGGAUCGGAUUGAGGAUAGAUGCUAGCUUUCGACUGAUAUAGUUAAUGACUCGAUUACAUUGUUAUAUAUACAUUUGUCUAAGAGAUAAAAAUAGGUUCGGGCCUAAUAUAUUAAUAUAUUUAUAAAAGUAACUAAAAAUAGAAAAAUCCUUUUGUUUGAAACUAUAACCCUCGCUCACUGGCGAGGCUGUUUUACAAUACUUAAAUACAUAAUUUAUUACAUUGUACAUUAAAUAUUAUUACUUAAGUAUUUAUAUUGUAACAGAUUAUAACAGUGCCCGACCCCCCGCCCAACCUCUCUCAGCAAUAAGGGCCGGGGUGACGGUCACCUCUGCUCACAAAUUAUAUAAUAUUAUUACAAAAUAUAUGAACUGUUCUUUCGCAUGUUUUAGUGUCUGUUUAUUUGUAUUCCGAGCCGUGCGUCUCGAGUCGUGGGCUUCGGUUUGUUCUUCCGGACAAACUAAGACAAUCAAAUCUCAGUGGGGCUCAACACGAAGGAAGUACUUGAAAGACUUGCCCACCACCGAGACGCUCGGCGCUUCUUUUUGCCUUAAAUUUUCAAAUUGUCUGUUCGGGUGUUGGUACUGCUGUUGUCAGGCGAGCGAUGAUCUUGCUGUUGUGAUUCGCUACAAAAUUAGCUUCAAAGAGAGGAAUUUAUUGUGCCGAACAAUUUGUCAUGUGAAAUGCUUUGUAGGCCACGUCUAUCAUGUUUUAAUCAACUACUUGAAUUAACAAUUGUAUAACUCCAGCAUGACAUUUGUUUGUAGAAAUUGCGUGAGAGCUUCACUAAAUUUAAAAAAUCGUCAGACAACAGUAAAGCAACCAGUGUGACUAGUUUCGAAUAAAACUUAAAACUUUUGCAUUAUUCUAGAAUAGAAGGGUAUUUAGAAGUGAAGUAGCUGUAGGCGUUGCAAUCUAGAGAAUUGUGACCUUAUAAAAUCGCUUGGAAGUCAUGAAUUUCUUUCCGCUUCAGCCUUGGUUGACGUGGAACCCCCAGCUUCAUCCGCGGCUGGAAACAGAGUUCUGGAUUGAAAACUUCGCCGAACGAUGCCGUCUUCCGGCAGCUAUUUUCCUAGUUAAAUUACUAAUUACAAAACUCCACAUAACACUCCGGUGUUUGCUUUGACCGCCUGUUAGGUUAUUACCCUCUUGUUCACUACCGGUGUUAAACAUCAUACCCCCGUGUGAUCUUUCUAUUCGUUAUCCAAAGACCAACAAAGGCGAUAAUUAUAAUAGUCCUCUCACAUUGUUUACGGUUUUUAUCUCGGAGCUCGUGGAAGAAAAACAAAAGGCACUGCUAGCCGUGGACCACCGUCUUGGUCUGACACUUCACAGAACAGGACAAAGUACUGAGCCAGAACUGGUGGUUCCAGCCGAACGCUGGCAGGUAUAACGCUUUGUAUAUAGAGCCCUUUUCAAAAAGUAGAAAGGACGCCCUUCCGAGAAGCUCUUUGUCCGGUCCGACCAUUCUAACGCCAGCAAUAAUCCGGAGCUUUGUACCGAGUGUUGAAAACAUUACGAACAGAUUUUGUAAGGUGCAAUACCUCAGCGGGCGCGGUUCAGCAGAAUUUACAUUAUCGUUUGUUGUCAUUUAGGAAAUGUGUAGUGUUUUUGUUAUUUAAUGUUGUCGAUUUUAAAUAUCUAUUUUAUAUGAAUUGAUGUGAUGGUUUUCAGCACAUAUCAUCGGUUUGUCGUCUUGUACCGGACGCGGUUGUUAACUUUGGGCAGUGAAAUAAGAAUUUUGGAUCGGCGGCGGUCGUGCCUCCUGUUCAAAUUUGUCCUAUCAGAAGUGCGCCGCGUGCUAGAGCGCCGUCAGAUGGGUUGUAGGCAAUACAUGCGCGUCAGUGUGUAGCGUACUGCCUGCCUUACACACACGGCGCACAAUAAUACCACAACGCUUGCGCACUUCUACACUUACUCUUGGUGCUUUACCAUACAUUUUGAGAUAUUACACGCUAAGGGAAGCACGGUCCGCCGCCGACAGCAUGGAUUCACGCACAAGGAAUGUCUGUUGAAUGUUUUAUCUAUGUUUCCAUUUCAUAUAGCCUUUAAAUCUGUGUUUUACUUUUAUACGUGUACUAGCCAACUGAUAAAACUACAAGCAAUUUAUCGAAGAACUGCGUAAAUUAAGUUAUUUUUGUUACAAAAGACAACCCUGAGCACGACUGAUACAUGUUCGUGAGUUUGGUUCGGAUGUAGUGCCAAAAUGCCUCACCUUCACUAAAUUGCUCAAACCACAAUAAAGGUAUUUUUUUGAACGGCGUUUCUGGGCGGUCGAAGGGGCUUUGAAGGUUGGUGUGUUCUUUGCUGUAGUUGGCCCCCGCUUUUUUCUCCUUUACUUUCUUGUCGCUCUUCAAGUACCAAAGAACCUCGGAAGGGUCAACUAUAGCAAACAGCUGAUGUUUUAACCUGUCACGUUUCUUUCUUAAAGCUGAAAAUAAUCAAAACACCAAUAUUUUGUAUGUUGUUGAUGAUUCCAGUUAUUCAAAUUUUCAGGUGUAUUGUAAAAUGUUCAUUGAUGUUCUGUGGGUUUGAAAUGGUUAAUUUCAAAUAGUUGUUAUAUGUCUUUGGUAAAUUUUGCAUCGCAUUUUAAAAAUUGGAUCUUAUCGAUAUUGUCAAAGCUUGUUGGAAUUUCAUUCACUUAUAAGCAUAACUCUCUAGAAACAAGCAUACGUAAUUAAUGUUGAUUUAAAUCACCCAUCAAACUGAUAAAUUUCAAACUUUUCCCACAGAACACGUUUGAUACAAAUUGUACAAUCAUUUUUAGUAAACAGUUACAAAAUGUCAAGGAAAUUAUUUUUGAAACAUCCCCUUAUUGCCCAAAUAAUAUAGUAUAUAUAUUUAUGUAUCGUACAUUUUCAAAUGAGCAAACAUAUCCCUCGGCUGCAAAAAUAUUCUAAAGGGCGUUCACUAUGAGUUACAUAAACAAAAAACUGUAAGAUAUAUUUAUAUUACGCCAUAAUUUAUUGUUUGUGUAGAUAUUAUUGUUAGAAAUUUAUUGUUUAGUUGACAAUUAGGUGUUAAGUUUUAUUUAUUUAUUUACCCGUUACGCCCGAGUAGGGAUAUGUUCGCAGCUAUUUUGGAUACAGACCCCCUUUAGGCGCCUUCCAUACCAUAUGCAAUAUUUCAAAAUAGGUAUUUUAGAGUAAAGGGUAUUUUAUACGUAAUGUAUUUUGGUACUUUCGUUCUCAAACAUGAGGUUUCGUUGGCCGUACCAAAACUGUUAAUAAUGUUUUCUAUAUCGCAAAUAAAUGACAUAAUAUGCAAAUGACAUUUAUAUUUGUAUGUAUAACAUGUACUUAUAUAUUUUCUAGUGUCCGUUUUAUAGUAUGUCUUUUUAGGGUAAUAUAUGUUUUAUGAAUAGUGUUAUACAUGUUUUGUUUGUCGAUUCUUACAGAUAAAAAGUAUAUAAAUAUAUUGUAUGUUUUUUCACUACCAUAUGUCGAAAAUAAGUUAUAUUAAUAAUUUUUAUCU
Molecule: messenger RNA, 6835 nt
Organism: Macrosteles quadrilineatus (aster leafhopper)
Lineage: Eukaryota; Metazoa; Arthropoda; Insecta; Hemiptera; Cicadellidae
Product: RNA-binding protein MEX3B-like
Exons: 3
Coding region: 1-1461 (486 amino acids)
Molecular function (GO): RNA binding
Source: RefSeq, a predicted model, not a curated record